AUGCUUUAUUCUUUCUCUAUCUUUCUUUCAUUCACCCUCUAUUCCCUUUCAUUCUUUCUUUAUCUUUCUUUAUUCAUAAUCUUUCUUUCCCACUCUCCCUUACUUUCUCUUUUUCUUUCCCAUUCUUUCUCUUCUUUCUUUUUCUACCUUCUCUUUCUCUUUCUAUCAUUUUCUUUCUUUCUUUAUUCUCCUUUCUCUUUUCUUUCCUACUCUUUAUUUCUCUUUCUUUCUCCUCUUUUUUUAUAUGUUCUUUCUUUCUCCUCUCUUUUGUAUGUCUUUUCUUUCUUUCUUUCUUUCUUUCUUUCUUUCUUUCUUUCUUUCUUUCUUUCUUUUUCCAAUUCUUUUCUUUCUUUCUCCUCUCUUUUUCUAUGUUCUUUCUUUCUCUCAUUGUCUCUGUCUUGCUGUCUUUUUAUAUCACUAUCCUUUUCUUUCUCUUUUUCUUUCCUACUCUCUUUUUAUUUCUCUAUCGUUUUUCUUUCUUGCUUAGUUUUCUAUCUGUUUCUUUCAUUGUAUUUUUUCUUGUUCAUUCGUUGCCACUCUAUCUAUCUUUCUGUCUCUCUAUCUAAAAUAUCCUUAAAGUUGACCGUUUAA
Acanthosepion pharaonis is the source of this 591-nucleotide messenger RNA. The record is from the annotation of a GenBank genome assembly. NCBI's taxonomy places the organism in Eukaryota, Metazoa, Mollusca, Cephalopoda, Sepiida, Sepiidae.